This is a messenger RNA of Neopelma chrysocephalum (saffron-crested tyrant-manakin), 3223 nucleotides long. It is a transcript of the gene TGFBR2, whose product is annotated as transforming growth factor beta receptor 2. The record is from RefSeq and is a predicted model, not a curated record. The transcript is spliced from 7 exons. Gene Ontology annotation, cellular component: plasma membrane; signaling receptor complex. Gene Ontology annotation, biological process: cellular response to growth factor stimulus; transforming growth factor beta receptor signaling pathway; heart development. Gene Ontology annotation, molecular function: metal ion binding; ATP binding; type I transforming growth factor beta receptor binding. Lineage: Eukaryota; Metazoa; Chordata; Aves; Passeriformes; Pipridae. Bases 219 to 1922 code for a protein of 567 amino acids.
CUGUAAGAGUAAGAAAGUCCUGCCCAGCUGUUUGCGAAGUUUAAGAUUUCCUGUUUCCCCUGCAGCGCCGAAGUGAAGUUUUCAGUGAGUCACCCGCGGUCCCGAGCAGCGGAGCCGCGCAGCCCCGCUCCCCGCCGGCCCCGCCACCGCCGCCGCGGCCUCCCCGCCGCCCCCGCGCCCCGCCCGCGGCUCGCCGGCCGUGCCGAUCCGGCUCCGCGAUGACUCCCCGGCUACCGAGGAGCCUGCGGCGGCUGCUGCUGCGCCUUUCCCUCUGGGUCCUCAUGGGCAGUUCGGUCCCCGCUGUGCUCCGGGCGGAAUUUAUGUCACCUGUAGACAGAAAUAAGGAAAGUGGAUUGAAAAUGCCAAACCUCUGCAAAUUUUGUGACAUUAAAGUAACAACCUGCUCAAAUCAACAUCAGUGCAAGAGCAACUGCAACAUCACUUCUAUCUGUGAGAAGACUAGUGAAGUCUGUGUUGCUAUAUGGAGACAGAAUGAUGAAAAUGUGACCUUAGAAACAAUUUGCCAUGAUCCCCAAAAAACACUUUAUGGUCAUGCUUUGGAUGACUACAACUCAAAGAAGUGUUUGAUGAGGGAAAAGAAGGAAGAUGGGGGAUUGAUGUUCAUGUGUUCCUGUACAAGUGAAGAAUGCAAUGAUAUGCUCAUUUUCUCAGAUGACCCUCAAAAGCCACAGGAGAAAGAUGAAAUUUCCAAAGUCACAAUCAUAAGUCUUGUCCCAUUACUGGUGAUUUCUGUUGCUGUGAUUGUUAUCUUUUAUGCCUACCGCACUCAUAAGAAGAGGAAACUCAACAAGGCAUGGGAAAAAAAUGUUAAGCCCAGGAAACAUAAGGACUGCAGUGAUGUUUGUGCCAUUAUGUUAGAUGAUGACCGUUCAGACAUCAGCUCUACCUGUGCCAACAACAUCAACCACAACACAGAGUUGCUGCCCAUUGAGUUGGACAUUGUUGUUGGUAAAGGAAGGUUUGCUGAAGUGUAUAAAGCCAAAUUGAAGCAAAACACAUCAGAACAAUAUGAAACCGUGGCAGUCAAGAUUUUCCCCUAUGAAGAAUAUGCCUCCUGGAAAACUGAGAAAGACAUUUUUUCAGAUGUAAACCUCAAGCACGAGAACAUUCUCCAGUUCUUGACAGCAGAGGAGCGUAAGACAGAUCUUGGUAAACAGUAUUGGUUGAUCACUGCCUUUCAUGCUAAAGGAAACUUGCAGGAAUAUCUCACACGGCACAUUAUCAGCUGGGAGGACCUCUGGAAACUGGGUGGGUCCUUGGCCCGAGGGAUUGCCCAUCUGCAUAGUGAUCACACACCCUGUGGUCGUCCCAAAACCCCUAUUGUACACAGAGACCUAAAGAGUUCCAACAUCCUGGUGAAAAAUGAUUUAACCUGCUGUCUCUGUGAUUUUGGGUUAUCCCUGAGGCUGGACCCUUCUCUGUCUGUGGAUGACCUGGCUAACAGCGGGCAGGUUGGCACAGCAAGGUAUAUGGCCCCUGAGGUUUUGGAGUCCAGGAUGAACCUGGAGAACAUGGAGUCCUUCAAACAAACAGAUGUGUACUCCAUGGCUUUGGUCCUCUGGGAAAUGACAUCUCGCUGUAAUGCUGUCGGAGAAGUGAAAGAAUACGAGCCCCCAUUCGGCUCCAAAGUGCGAGAACACCCUUGUGUAGAAAGCAUGAAGGACAACGUCCUAAGAGACAGAGGGCGACCUGAGAUCCCCAGCUCCUGGCUGAACCAUCAGGGCAUCCAGAUGGUGUGUGAAACUCUUAUUGAGUGCUGGGACCAUGACCCCGAGGCCCGGCUGACAGCACAGUGUGUUGCAGAGCGCUUCAGCGAGCUCAAGCACCACGACAGGCUCUCGGGAAGGAGCUGUUCGGAGGAGAAGAUCCCUGAAGAUGGCUCUGUGACCACUGCAAAGUAGUAUGUACCUGAGAGCUCAAAAAUGGAGGGAAGUCACUCCUAGACGUGUUCGUCUUGGCAAAGGAAGAAGUCUUGAUCAGUGCCUUGACUUGCUUCCCGGAGAACUGAGGCUGUCACUACUCCCUUUAGGCUGCAACUCUGGACUGGGAGAUGUAUUCUGUGAAUUAAAAGCUGGGGAGUAGCUGUCCUACCCUAGCAUUGGCAGCCGGCAUCAUGUCGUAGGAGGAGCUAUGUAUGUUAGCACUUCCUCAGGAAAUGAGAUUUGAAAAUAGCCAAUAACAUUAUGCACUUUAUUAAUGCCUGUAUAUAACUAUGAAAUUGCUAUUUUUAUAUAUAUAUAUACAUAUAUAUCUAAAAAAUGUGUGUGUAUGUAUAUAUAUAUCUAUCUAUAUAUCUGUAAACAUCCAUGCUCUGAAAGAAAAAAGUGCUUCCAGGAAAUGACCAGUGCAUUAGAAAUCCCUCCCCUUAGGGAAGGAACCUGAGGAGACUGGUAUAGCACCACACCAGCAAUUGUGCACUAAGCGCUCUGCCAAAAAGAUAGGAAUAAUAUGCAAUAAGAAGAUGACUUUCAAAGCAUGUGCUGUGACCACCUGGCUGUGGCCCUGCAGUUCGCAGUUGCAGGAGCAGUCUAGCAGCAGACAGGCCAAUUUGACUUUGCAGUUGUACCUACAUGGUCCUGUCUGCAGCACCUUGCGGAAAGUUCUGGGAUGCCUUUUUCCUCUCACCUUAACCCCAAUGUCCUCACAGUGUCCCAGAACAGGAAUGUGAGGAGGUUUGGUCCUUCCCACAUGUGUGUUUUGAUACAGAGGUCGUUAAUGUUGUAUUUUUUUUUUUUUGCUUUGAAUUCAUGCUGUUUGCAAGCAGGUUGCAAAAUAUGAGCAGGAUGAGUUUUCCCCUCCUCCUAUCCCCACGCCCAAACCAUACAGAACACAAGAGCCAGCAACAAUCCAAGCAGAUGUUUUAUAUUUUCUGUGCAGUCUGAGUGUGGGCAGUACUAUUUUUUUCCCCUUCCUUUUACCUUGAUUGUGCUGCUGUAAGAUCAAACUUUUUUUUUCCCUGUACAGCAUGUCUAAUUGCUUGACACACCACAGUCUGACUCUGUUCCAUACUUUCGAAAGUAAGAGACAACAGCUGGUGCCUUUAUUCUUGCAAAAAGACCUUGGAGGUGAGGAAAAGCUCCGUAGCAAUAGGUUAAUGGCAUAUCCUGCCCACAGCAUUUAGGGCUGUCUCAGCAAGUCAGCAAUUCACAGAAGAAAAAAAAAAAACAAGCCACAACCAAAAACCAAGAAAGACUUUUUUCAA